AUGGCGGCGGCGGCCACAGCCUCGGUCCGCUCGUCUUUCUCCCGCGAGACCCGCGUCCUCACCUGGGUCUCGCUCCGCGAGGCCUCGGACGAGCAGGCCGCUCACGAGCGCUUUGUCCACCGCGUCCGCAAGGCGCAGGCUGUCGCUGCCGACCGCGAUGCCGCUGCUCUACGCGCCACUCGCCGCCAGGCGCUUGCUAACGAGGAGGCCCGCGCUGCUCAGCGCGCCGCAGACGCCUCCGCCGCCGCAGAGCUCGAGCGUGAGCGGUACAAGCUUCGGGACGCCGUCUUUGCCGCCGAGCAAGCUGAGCGCGCAGAGCACGAGCUGCACGAGGCGAAGGAUGCCGCCCGGCUUGCGCUUGCCGAGAUGCGCGAUGCCGAGCGCCGCGCCAAAGCUGCCCGCGUUCGUGCUGCCGAGGACGCGCUCAAGGCCCGCGCCAAGGCUGAGGUCGAGGCCUCGGACGCCACCCACUCGGCCGCACUCGCUGCUGCACACGCCGAGCGCGACGCUGCACUCAGUCACGCCGAGCGCGCGUACUCUAAGCGCCGCGCCCGCGCCAUUCGCACCCGCCGCCGCUACGCCAAGCACCUUGCCCGCCGCGCCAAGCGGCUUGCCAAGCGCGACGCCGCCGAGCGCGAGCGUGCCGCUGCUGCCCGUGCCGCCAAGGUCGACAAGCUCGACGCCGCGCUCCGGGUCUCGCAGCAGCGACAUGCGGUGGCCCGCGAGCGUGUCGCCGCCGCCCGCGCUGCCAAACUCGCCCGCCACAAUGAGCUCAUGCUUGCCGAGGCCGAACGCGAAGCCCGCGCUCGUGCCGCCGAGGCCGAGGCCCGUGAACAGUCCGCCGCUGCCCGCGCUGAGUGGGAGGCGAAGCGAACCGCCAUUGUUGCCCGCCGUGACGCACACGCCGAGAAUAUCCGUGCCCGCCGCGCAAGCCGCUGCCGCGCCGCCGCCGACCGCAUCGCUGCCGCAGCUGCAGACCGCGCAGACCGCGACGCCAUGCUCGCCGAGCUCAAGGCCGACGAGUUCCGCUACCGCGAACGACGCAAGCAGCUACUGUGGGACAUGAAGGUCUCGCACAAGUACGCCGAGUACGAGGCCAAGCUCGCCGCCCUCGACUCGGAGUUUGCCCUCAAGUGGGCUGUCGACGACCACGACGCGAGCUACACGCCAGGCCGCAUCUCGCGCCCAACCACCGCGUCGUCGCAGCCCCCGCCGCACAUGCAGCCGCCGUCGCCGUCGCAGCCGCGGCCGGCUACCGCCUCGCCGCGCGCUCGCACCGCAUCUCCUGCCAAUCUUGCUGCCUCGAACAGCGCGAGGGCGUCGAAUCCCGACGUCCGCCGCUCCCGCCCGCGCGCGCGGCUGCCGCAGCGCGCACAGUCUAUGCGUUCACCGACCCAGCCGGCGGCGCAAGCCCCUCACCAGUCGCCGAAUGGCGGCUCAUCUGCCAACCUCGAUGUGCACAACAAUCGCACCCGAGUCAAGUGAGACCAGCGACCCGCCGCCGGCCUCGUCGCUCCC
Messenger RNA from Thecamonas trahens ATCC 50062, 1518 nucleotides. RefSeq lists its product as uncharacterized. The record is from RefSeq and is a predicted model, not a curated record. Bases 1 to 1485 code for a protein of 494 amino acids. The transcript is spliced from 2 exons. Lineage: Eukaryota; Apusomonadida; Apusomonadidae.